AUGGGUUCCAGCAGCUCGGAGCUGGGAGCUGGAUACAUAAGUGUUCAUGAUAACUUAAAUCAACCAAUAUUAGAAGACCAUGGAAAUGAAAAUACAAAUGCACGACAGGAUCGGCAGAAGGAUACAAAAACAGCUGUGGGUGAUAAAACUUCAAAACUUCAAACUGAAAUAGAUAACGAUGUUAUUACCGAGUAUAAUUUUUCGAAAUCUAUUAAUGCUGUAAGCCCAAAGAAAAAUUUGCUCGAGGAAGCAAAUAAUAAGCCACUCAGCCCAACAAGCACAUCUAUUUUAGAACCUGAGGAACGGCUAAGCCCAAGUAAUACAAAUAAUACUGUACCGGUUGAUUACCAAAAUGCAUCUUUAGAAGCAACCAAUUCUUCUUCUUUGGAAAGUGCUGAUUAUGAUAAAGUCGAUCAGAAUCCACCAAUUUUGACUGCGACCACAUCAGCUAAAUGUAACAACGAAAAUAUCGUCAAUGCUAAUAACUUAGACAUAAGUGUUCAUGAUAACUUAAAUGAACCAAUAUUAGAAGACCAUGGAAAUGAAAAUACAAAUACACGACAGGAUCGGCAGAAGGAUACAAAAACAGCUGUGGCUGAUAAAACUUCAAAACUUCAAACUGAAAUAGAUAACGAUGUUAUUACCGAGUAUAAUGUUAAUAUAAAUGAGCAAGCCGAGGACAAUAUUAAAACAGUUCAAGACGACAUUAUUAUAAAAGAGUCAAUUACAAUAUUUAGCCCUCAAAUAGAAAGCUUGGAAUCUAUACAAGAGUCGCAAACAGACGUCAUCAUACCAUCACUAAAAAGCCCAAGUGGUGAAAAUAAUAAAUUAGUUUCGAAAUCUAUUAAUGCUGUAAGCCCAAAGAAAAAUUUGCUCGAGGAAGCAAAUAAUAAGCCACUCAGCCCAACAAGAACAUCUAUUUUAGAACCUGAGGAACGGCUAAGCCCAAGUAAUACAAAUAAUACAGUACCGGUUUGUUACCAAAAUGCAUCUUUAGAAACCACCAAUUCUUCUUCUUUGGAAAGUGCUGAUUAUGAUAAAGUCGAUCAUAAGCCACCAAUUUUGACUGCGACCACAUCAGCUAAAUGUAACAACGAAAAUAUCGUCAAUGCUAAUAACUUAGACAUAAGUGUUCAUGAUAACUUAAAUGAACCAAUAUUAGAAGACCAUGGAUAUGAAAAUACAAAUACACGACAGAAUCGGCAGAAGGAUACAAAAACAGCUGUGGCUGAUAAAACUUCAAAACUUCAAACUGAAAUAGAUAACGAUGUUAUUACCGAGUAUAAUGUUAAUAUAAAUGAGCAAGCCGAGGACAAUAUUAAAACAGUUCAAGACGACAUUAUUAUAAAAGAGUCAAUUACAAUAUUUAGCCCUCAAAUAGAAAGCUUGGAAUCUAUACAAGAGUCGCAAACGGACGUCAUCAUACCAUCACUAAAAAGCCCAAGUGGUGAAAAUAAUAAAUUAGUUUUCAAAUCUAUUAAUGCUGUAAGCCCAAAGAAAAAUUUGCUCGAGGAAGCAAAUAAUAAGCCACUCAGCCCAACAAGAACAUCUAUUUUAGAACCUGAGGAACGGCUAAGCCCAAGUAAUACAAAUAAUACAGUACCGGUUUGUUACCAAAAUGCAUCUUUAGAAACCACCAAUUCUUCUUCUUUUGAAAGUGCUGAUUAUGAUAAAGUCGAUCAGAAGCCACCAAUUUUGACUGCGACCACAUCAGCCAAAUGUAACAACGAAAAUAUCGUCAAUGCUAAUAACUUAGGUAAGUGAACGUGUGUAAUCAUUUCUUAUGCUUUCGGUCGCGAAUGUAUAACUUUAACAUGUACAGUCACGAUAAUAAUGGCAUUAACCUGGCGUUGCCUUGUUUACUUUUUGAAGCCUUUAAGCUAAAAUUCAACAACAGAACAAGUACAAGGGCAUAGUCAGGAGUGGCCAACAAGAAUACACCCUCAGCUACCGAUACAAGCAUUCGAAUCAUGUAUACAUGAUUACUCAAAAUUA
This is a messenger RNA of Drosophila montana, 1995 nucleotides long. RefSeq lists its product as uncharacterized. The coding region runs from base 1 to 1764 and encodes 587 amino acids. The transcript has 8 exons. The record is from RefSeq and is a predicted model, not a curated record. Lineage: Eukaryota; Metazoa; Arthropoda; Insecta; Diptera; Drosophilidae.